Messenger RNA from Auanema sp. JU1783, 157 nucleotides. The record is from the annotation of a GenBank genome assembly. Lineage: Eukaryota; Metazoa; Nematoda; Chromadorea; Rhabditida; Rhabditidae.
AAGAUCUUUUGCUCGCCGCUGGACAUUGCCAGAGGAUGUGGAUCUUACAGCCAUCAGCUCAUCUAUCACACCUGAAGGAUGUUUGGCCAUAGAAGCUCCUAAGAAAGGCAAAGAAGCUGUCAAGAGUAUACCUAUCGUCCCAGCUGUGAAGCAAUAA